GGAAGCAGAGAACCUUCAGUGGUGUUUGACAAAUAAAGGUUACUUGCUGGUUAGUGAUUCCUUUUCACAUGACCAUAAAAAAAUAUUUGGUUUUGGGCUGUGCUUGAAACCCAACACCUUGUCACUCUAUUUGUAGUAAGAUGUAACCUAUUUAUUUAUAGAAUUAACAAAUCAAAAUAGAACAUUCUGAACUUCAUUCAAGACAAGCAAUUGCUUCAGAUGUGUGUAAACACAUACUCUGAACAAGAAGCACUUUAUUCGGAAGCACACAAAGUACAGUCCUGGGCUGUUUUUUUGUUUUUUUUUAAAGAACACAAAGAAUUGAAAGUCUUUGGAUUAACUAGUUUGGUGUCAUUUAAAAAAAAAUCUGAAAUGUCAGGAGGUGAGGACUUCGGACAAGUUAAAAGCUGGGAGGUCAUUAAUUCCAAACCUGACUACAGGCCCAGAAUAAACCAAUGUAUUGCAGAUGCAUUGGUGAAUUUAUUUGUAUUUCUUCAAGAAAUGUCACAUUUCAAAGAGAAAAACCCUGGCAAGUUCUGCCUUUUGAUCUGCAGUUUGUGUACUUUUUUCACUAUCGUGGGUAGUUACAUUCCAGGAGUUGUACUUUCCUACUUUCUAUUACUGUGUGCCUUUUUAUGUCCACUGUUCAAGUGCAAUGAACUUGGGCAGAAGAUAUACAGCAAAAUCAAGUCAGUUUUGCUAAAACUGGAUUUUGGAAUUGGGGACUAUAUCAACCAAAAAAAGAGAGAGAGAUCUGAAACUGCAAAACCAAAGUCCACAGAAGAUGACAGUGAAUUAGACAUAUCAGCCCUGUGUCCUAAGAUUAGUCCUACGGUUGUUGCCAAAGAGCUAUCGGUAUCUGAUACGGAUGUAUCAGAAGUAUCUUGGACUGAUAAUGGGACCUUUAAUUUAUCUGAGGGAUACACUCCACAGACAGACACAUCUGAUGAUUUUGACCGACCUAGUGAUCAUGAAGAAGCUUUUGCCAGAGAUCUUGCAGAAUUUCCUUCUUUAGAAAAUGGAGUAGGAACAAACGAUGAUGAUGACUCAAGCAUUGGCAUGCCUAUCCAACAGAAGAGAAAAAGGGAACAGAUGCCUUCCAAGGUGGCUCAUUCUCCUAGACAGAGGAAAGAGAGGCAAUCUGCCACAGGCCUUUCUCUGCCUUUGACCAGUGACCAAACCUUUAACUUAGUGAGUGGUAUUGCUGGUGAUGUUAUAGCAGCUGCAGUGUCUGCUGCCAUCAAAGACCAGUUGCAGUCCACACAGCGAGCAGCACCCUCACAGGUUCCCAGUUUGAGUGAAGAGACAGACACAGAAGAAGCUGAUGAUUUUGAACUGCUUGACCAAUCAGAGCUUGAGCAGAUUGAGAGUGAACUGGGGCUUACACAAGGCCAAGAAGAAAAGACACAGGAAAAAAAGAAAUCUUCAGGCUUCCUUUCAAAUCUGCUUGGAGGUCAUUAACCUGGAAAUUGGAGCUAGUAUCAUAGCAGAAGUGAAACUAAAAAAUGCAAAAAUAAAAAAAUAAAAAGGAAAAUGCUGAGCUGUAAGCUUUUAUCUAUUACUUCAGAUGUGUGUAAUCAUUUCCCUUAUGCAGAAUGAAUUAAUUGCACAUGUAUAAGCUGACUCUGUAGGUUAAUGUUUUUGAUAGUUAUGCCUCAAUGUAGUAGCAUGAUAAGGAAGCAUAUAGACAUUCUUUGGUCACUGAUGUGUUAGAGGUUAGUUAUUUAAGAAAAAAAUUGAAUUGCCAAAUCUUGAUUUUGGGGUCCUCAGCCAAAUUUGCUCCAUCUUCAUUUUGUUUACACUUAAUUUUCAACUAUCCAUAGUAGUUAACCAUAUGUACAGUGAAAAGAAAUAAUUAAUAGGAUGCAGUGAGAUUAGCAAAAUCUUCUUAUCUGUCCUGAUUAUAAUGAAUCACCUAGAUCAUUAUGGUUUGUGUGUGACAUUUGGUGUCAAUGAACACUUAAUUCAAUAUAAACUCCUAGCUUAAGGAUGUGUAGAACACCAUCAAAAUUAACAAAAAUUGUAUUGAGUUUGUAAACUUUCAAAUACCUUUUUGGUAGGCUGAUACAUUUCCAUGUUAUCUUUGAUAUUUUAGGCUUCUAGAGUUAUGAAAUGGCAUGCUACUAAAUUGACUGCUUGAUGUAUCCUCUGCUAGAGUCUGGUACUGGUUAGUACUAUCCAUAAAAGUAAGACAAAAACAAUGUUAUACUUGAGAUUAUGAAUAUCAUGUAAACUAAAGGGUUUUUUUUUUUAUUUUUGGGGGGCUAGGUAAACCAAAAAUAUUCAAGGUGAACAGAGAGGCUUUUUAUAUGCCAAUUCCUAUUGUAAAGGUUCUGUUUUUCUUGUGAGAUAGCUGCCAUCACUGAUAAUUAGUCAUUAGAGAGCUAUUCUUUAGUCUAUAUCUGGAGUUCAUUGAGGCCAGAUGUUUCUGUUUCUUUUAUAACUUCUUGGCAUACAAUUAAAGGAGGAAAUUGUUUAAAAAUAUUUGUAAUUUUUAACUCCAUAUAUACUGAAACUGGAUUGGGUAACUUACUCAGUUUUUUCAAGAUUUUUGGCUCACCUUUAAACAAAGGUAAAAGGUAAACAAAGAUAAAUAGGAAGAAGUAAAGCUAGUUUUAUUAAUGUGCUGUAAAUUGUUAACAGGGUUGAGGGACCAUGUCAGCUGUUUUCACUGGUCUUUACGUGAUCUCCUAUUUGCUGGCAUUUUAACAGGUGAAUGUUGUUAUCUAGGACCGUUGGAAAGAACAGACCAAGCUUAUCAAGGUCAGCUUUUCUUCCAUAAUAAAAUAUUUUUAGGAAAAAAACUUGUUUCAAAGUAGCACAAUUUUACAUUUGAUUUUCUUUCUAAGGCAUUUAAAAGCUAGACAGAUUGCCAAAAAGUUUUAGGUAAAGGAAAGCUGUUCAAGACUGUUGACACUAGCUUUAUUGUUGCUUGUGCUUGUGUGUCAGUAAUGCAUAUUUAACUGUGUUUGCUGUCCUUUAUCAGUACAAAAGUGAGCCUGUGCCUUCAUUAUCUAAACCAUCCUGAAACAAGUGAAAACUGGAUACAGAGCCCACAAAAUGUAGUUUAAAUUACAGCAUCCUGACAUUUAAUGCAAGUUUCUGAAAAAUACAUACAACAGAGCCACAUAUUUUAUACAGUGUUAGCUGUUAAAUGUUGUGUAUGACUUUCCCCACCCUGUUCAUCUCCAUUUAAUAACCAAAUAAAAACAAAGGCAGUGGCCACGAAAUUAGUGAGUAUAAAAGCCAUUUCAAUUUCUCAGAUGAAUGAAGAACACUGUUUCCUUAAUGCGUAUUUAAGACAAUCUGCAUAGUCAGAAGUUGCAAGUCACCGCUGAAGCUUUACAGAACAUCUUGACAAUAGUAUGCUUCCCUUGGGUGAUGAUACAAGUAUCAAGAAGCUUAAUAAGUUUCAACCCAGAAACUGGAUGGGCAUUGGCUGGCGGGGGAGGUUUAAACAAGACUGAUAAGGCAUGCUAGCUUGGUGUUGAUGGUGUCAUUGUAACAGUGUGCACUUUAUUGUUUUCUGAAGAAUAUUUGUGGUUACAAAAACUAUAUAAAACAGGGGCACUCGUAUAUAAAUGCAAAUUACAUCAAGGAUGAAAAGUAGUUGCAUGAGGAGCUGCUCAGACUUUUUGUAAAUGAUUCAUUUUCUGGUUUCAGGAUAGAAAAGUAAAUAAAUUUGACUAUGAGUUAGUGUAGAAUAAGUUCUGCACUGUCUAUAAUGAAGCCAGUCAAACCAAAGCAGAAUACGGAACAUAUUGAAAUGUGGAAGCACAAUUGAUCAUUAGCCUGUGUUUGGCUUUUUAAAAUAUUUUACGCUUUUGUUUUUACAGUGGUUAAUUAUACUUUAACUUUCUGUUCAAGACCCCAAAUACUGCAGGAUUAGAAGACUACUUUAAAAAAUUAAUAGUAGUUGGUAUUACUCUUUAAAUUACUGAGGGCUGCUCUUUAUAGCAUAUCCUGUCAUAUUUAUUAGUGUCGGAUUGACCUAUAAAAUCAUAGAAUCAUAUAUCACUAGAACUGGAAAGGACCUCAUCAUCAAGUCCAGUCCCCUGCCCUCACGGCAGGACCAAGCACCAUUAGAUCAGGGUGGGGAAAGGGCCUCCACGGGCCAGAUCCGGCCCACCAAUUGGGUUGAUCCAGCCCGCAGAGGCCCUGCCGCUCCCCUACUCCCAGGCCAAUUAGGACCUGGAGUCGGGGAAAGCGCACAAAGUUUCAUCUGUCCUGCCAGGAGCACGUAGCAAUUUGAAGUGCCACAAGCUCCUGGCAGGGCGGGAGGAGACUUCACAUGCUCCCCUGCCCU
Molecule: messenger RNA, 4306 nt
Organism: Pelodiscus sinensis (Chinese soft-shelled turtle)
Lineage: Eukaryota; Metazoa; Chordata; Testudines; Trionychidae
Gene: RETREG1
Product: reticulophagy regulator 1
Biological process (GO): reticulophagy; negative regulation of neuron apoptotic process
Cellular component (GO): endoplasmic reticulum membrane
Source: RefSeq, a predicted model, not a curated record